Molecule: messenger RNA, 10217 nt
Organism: Apus apus (common swift)
Lineage: Eukaryota; Metazoa; Chordata; Aves; Apodiformes; Apodidae
Gene: HDAC9
Product: histone deacetylase 9
Exons: 25
Coding region: 465-3767 (1100 amino acids)
Biological process (GO): chromatin organization; negative regulation of transcription by RNA polymerase II
Cellular component (GO): histone deacetylase complex
Molecular function (GO): histone deacetylase activity
Source: RefSeq, a predicted model, not a curated record
GAGAGGAGAGGGGCACAGGGAGAGAACACUGGUCCGGGCUGGGGUGAUUCAGACUAAACCCUCGGGGGCUCCCGGUGGCUGGAAAGGGAGCUUACUCUGUUGAAUGGUUUUUAAGAGGCUGUGCUUUCCCCCCGCCUCGCCAGAAAUCCCGAAGUGCAGAUAUUUCUUCAUUUCUCCUUCCACCUGCCGCUGGCUGCCCGAACGCAACUGCGGGAACUCGGCGGCUGCCGCCCCGGCUGCUCGCGGCUCCCUUCCAGCGGGCGGGGGCUGCCGGCAGGGGAGCCGGGGUUUUCCCCCUCUCCCGAUAGAUACUUGUGCAAAUGCUUAAACGUUGCUAACUGCCGAAGCGUAUUAUCUUACAACCCUCGCUGGAGGAGGUAGGACUGCAGAGGGUCGUGCCUGACACCCCUGUGCAAGUGCAGUGAUGAACCUCUCGUGUAGCUGAAGCGCAGACGGGUUGGAAUAUGCUGCAGACAAUUUACGAGAGUGAAUCGUGUUUUUCCUCAGAUGGGGUUUCUGGACGUGAAAAGCUCUUGGCUCAGCAAAGAAUGCACAGUAUGAUCAGCUCAGUGGAUGUAAAGUCAGAGGUUCCCGUGGGAUUAGAGCCUAUCUCACCAUUAGACUUGCGAACUGAUCUCAGGAUGAUGGUUCCCAUGGUAGACCCAAUUAUGCGUGAAAAGCAGCUACAGCAGGAACUCCUUCUGAUCCAGCAGCAGCAGCAAAUUCAGAAACAACUGCUGAUUGCAGAGUUUCAGAAGCAGCAUGAAAACCUGACCCGCCAGCAUCAGGCCCAGCUCCAGGAGCACAUAAAGUUACAACAGGAACUCCUAGCCAUUAAACAGCAGCAAGAACUCCUUGAAAAAGAGCAGAAACUGGAGCAGCAGAGACAAGAGCAGGAACUGGAGCGGCAUCGCAGGGAACAGCAGCUUCCUCCCCUCCGAGGCAAAGAAAGAGGCCGAGAAAGGGCAGUGGCCAGUACAGAAGUGAAGCAGAAACUUCAAGAGUUCCUGUUGAGUAAAUCAGCAUCAAAAGACUCACCAGCAAAUGGGAAGAAUCAUUCCAUGAGCCGCCACCCCAAGCUCUGGUACACGGCUGCCCACCAUACCUCACUGGAUCAAAGCUCUCCACCCCUGAGCGGGGCCUCGCCACCGUACAAAUACACUUUACCAGGAGCGCAGGAUGCCAAGGAUGAUUUUCCACUUCGUAAAACGGCUUCAGAGCCCAAUUUGAAGGUACGUUCAAGGUUAAAACAAAAGGUGACAGAAAGGAGAAGCAGUCCUUUACUCAGGAGGAAGGAUGGGAAUGUUGUCAGUUCAUUCAAGAAGCGACUCUUUGAGGUGACAGAAUCCUCAGUCAGUAGCAGCUCCCCUGGAUCAGGUCCCAGUUCCCCAAGCAAUGGCCCGACCAGCAGUAUAACAGAAAAUGAAACCUCAGUUUUGCCAUCUAACAUUCAAGCUGAGCAUCUGGUUUCACAGCAACGACUUUUGAUACAGGAUGAAUCAGUGAACUUGUUGAGUCUGUACACAUCCCCUUCUCUGCCCAACAUUACCUUGGGACUUCCAGCAGUACAACCUCAGAUCAGUGCUUCAUCAUCAUUCAAAGAAAAGCAGAAGGGGGAGACCCAGUCGCUCAGACAAGGAGUGGCCUUGGCUGGACAGUAUGGAGGGAACAUUCCUCCAUCCUCAACUCAUCCUCAUGUUGCUUUGGAGGGAAAGCCAAAUAGCAGCCACCAGGCUCUUUUGCAGCAUCUGUUAUUGAAAGAACAAAUGAGACAGCAAAAACUUCUUGUGACUGGAGCAGUUCCUCUUCAUCCACAGUCUCCUUUAGCAGCAAAGGAGAGAGUCUCCCCUGGCAUAAGAGCUGCCCACAAACUGCCUCGUCACAGGCCACUGAAUCGAACCCAGUCAGCUCCUCUUCCUCAGAGUACUUUGGCCCAGCUGGUCAUCCAGCAGCAACAUCAACAAUUUUUGGAGAAGCAGAAACAGUACCAGCAGCAGAUCCACAUGAAUAAGAUGCUCUCUAAGUCCAUUGAGCAGCUCAAGCAGCCUGGCAGUCACCUGGAGGAAGCUGAAGAAGAGCUUCACGGAGAUCAGUCGAUGCAGGAAGAGCGAGCGCCCGCCAGUGGUGCCAGCGUUAGGGCUGAGAGCAGCAGUGCUGGUGUGGAUGACAGAGUAGAUCAGCAGGUGGGGGCUGUGAAAGUCAAAGAGGAGCCACCAGACAGUGAUGAGGAUGUUCAAACCCAGCAAAUGGAAUCUGGGGAGCAAGCUGCUUUUAUGCAACAGGAGUUCCUGGCACAUCGGCGUGUCCACCAGUUGCAAAUCUACCAGGCUCAGAUGGCUACAGUUGGCAUGGCUGGAUUAGAUAAACAUCGGCCAGUGUCCAGGACCCCGUCUUCCCCUGCUGAUUCUACAUUACCUCACCCAGACGUGGACCAGUCCAGCCAGCAUGUCUACACGACUGGUGUCGUGUAUGACAGUCUGAUGCUGAAGCAUCAGUGCAUGUGUGGCAACUAUGCUAAUCACCCUGAACACGCUGGAAGGAUCCAAAGCAUCUGGUCAAGGCUGCAAGAAACAGGGUUGCUAAACAAGUGUGAGCGAAUUCGAGGUCGAAAAGCCAGUCUGGAGGAAAUACAGCUGGUUCACUCUGAACAUCAUUCACUGCUGUAUGGCACCAGCCCCCUGAACAGACAGAAGCUGGACCCCAGGAAACUCCUAGGAAACGUGUCUCAAAAACUCUUUUCCUUGUUGCCUUGUGGGGGACUUGGGGUGGACAGUGACACCGUUUGGAACGAGCUGCACUCAGCUGGGGCGGCACGCAUGGCGGUGGGCUGUGUCAUCGAGCUGGCGGCCCGCGUGGCCUCCCGGGAGCUGAAGAAUGGUUUUGCUGUUGUAAGGCCCCCAGGCCAUCAUGCUGAAGAAUCAACAGCCAUGGGAUUCUGCUUUUUUAAUUCGGUUGCAAUUACUGCCAAGUACUUGAGAGACAAGCUAAAUAUAGGCAAGAUAUUGAUUGUAGAUCUGGAUGUUCACCAUGGCAACGGUACACAGCAGGCUUUUUAUGCUGACCCCAGCAUCCUGUAUGUUUCCCUCCAUCGCUAUGAUGAAGGCAACUUCUUCCCCGGCAGUGGAGCCCCAAAUGAGGUUGGAAGUGGCCCUGGUGAAGGAUAUAAUAUAAAUAUUGCUUGGACAGGUGGCUUGGAUCCUCCUAUGGGCGAUGUUGAGUAUCUCACAGCAUUCAGGACUGUGAUUAUGCCAGCUGCCAAUGAGUUUGAUCCAGAGAUUGUCCUGGUGUCAGCGGGAUUCGAUGCAGUGGAAGGCCACGACCCUCCUCUGGGCGGGUACAAAGUGACAGCUAAAUGUUUUGGUCACCUCACCAAGCAAUUGCUGAAGCUAGCGGAUGGCCGUGUGGUGCUGGCACUGGAGGGAGGACAUGACCUUACUGCCAUCUGUGAUGCAUCUGAAGCCUGUAUAAAUGCCCUUUUAGGAAAUGAGCUGGAGCCUCUCCCGGAAGAUAUUGUGCAUCAAAUCCCAAAUAUGAAUGCAAUAGCUUCUUUAAAAAAGACCACUGAAAUUCAAAGCAAGUACUGGAAGUCAGUGGAGCCAUACUCUGUGCCAGUGGAUUGUGCUCUGGCAGAGUCUCAGAAAAGAGAGAGGGAGGAGACAGAAACCGUGUCUGCGAUGGCCUCUCUUUCAGUGGAUGUGGAGCAGUGUGGCCCUCAGGAAGGUAGCAGAGCUGCUGGCGAGCCCAUGGAAGAAGAGCCAGCCUUGUGAAGUGCCAAGUUCUCCCUGAUAUUUCCUGUGGGUGACAUCAUUGUGUAUCCCCCCAAAGCACCCUCAGACAUGUCUUGUCUGCUGCUUGGGUGGCACAGAUCAGAUGGAACAUAAACACUGGGCACGUAACUCUGAAUAGCAGCUUCACUUGUUCUUUGGAUGGACUUGAAAGGGCCCUAAAGAUUCCUUAAAUGUAACCGCUACAAUUCUAGAGUUACACUAAAAUGGGCUUGGGAGAAAGAGCCUGGAGCAUGCUUUUUAGAUGCUGUUUGACCCACUCACCAACAAAAAUUGUGAAAUAGAGUAUUGCAAAAUUCUACAGGAUAGAUUAUAGAUACCGGAGUUGCAACAGCCAGCAAAAUACUCGGUAAACUCCAUGAAUCACUUUCUGACACUUUUUACUGGGUAAUUUUUUUUCAUACUGUGUUAAAUUGUUAAUAGAAUAUUUUUUUCUUUGCUCUGCAUAAUGAAAAAAAAAAUUAAUUAUUUUAUGUGCCAUUUUUUAACCCCAGUUAAAGAACCCCAGUUCUCAGCUGAAUAAGUGAAAGGUGUGUAAAUUACACUGAGGGAUUUUAGCUGAAGGGAAAACACUUCUUAUUGUACUAUAAAUUCCCCUAAGUACUGUGCUUGGUGGUGCUUUAUUUUCUUUUCCCAUUUCCCAGCUAUUCCCCCCAUUUUGUCUAAUCUUUUCUAUCAUUAAAAACACGUUCAUGACUCUCUAAAGCGAGCGAUCUUCUGCCUUUUAAAAAAAGCGCUGUACCCUCCAUAGUUGACAGUAGUUCUCACCAGAUGUGCAGCAGAGAUCAAGUAGUCUCUGAAAAAUGGAUGGCUUUUCAAAUGUGCUUUUAGUUUGUUCUGAAAUGUUUCUGCGUCCGGACUCUAAGAGCAGCGAUCUUCAAUAACUGCGUGCAGCUCGUUUGAAGCUCAGGUGUUUCUGUGGCGGUUGUGCUGGGGGUGUUUUUUACAGGUCAUCAUGUGAAUACAAACUGAUUCUUUUAUGUAGUCCUGCACCAAGAGAACUGAUGUUGCUUAAGAAGCUUCAAAGGGUUUAGGCUUUAUUUUAGAUCCCCAAAGUGCAGCGAGAUCUCCCUGCAAUGUGACUUUAGCUGUUUAAUUCCAUGUUUGAGAACGUAACAUAGAGUUGUGCCUUUAGCUGAUAAUGAACGCUUAAACUGUUACACGUGUUGCCUUACCGUCAGAGAAAGAGAUAGGGCAUGGAUGUAAGACCACUUCAAAUGAACAAAACUCUGCUACAGCAACUUUUAUUUUUGCUUACAACUUUCUCACCUAAUGAACCCUGGGAGAUACCUUGAAGUAUUUGACUUGCAGUAUUUGAUAGCUUGCUCAGCUUUUAAAAGCAAGUGAUGUUCAUUUUUAUAUAUUUUCCAAACUCAAAAGAUAUAUUAAAGCCAUAAGUGAAGACUGUCAUGCUUUUUAUUCUGAAGUCUGAAAGGAACCUUAAUUAAAACAAGAUUUUGGGGAAGGCCAUGAUAUGAAAGAUAUGGAACAAUAUGGUUUCAGUUAUAGGCAGACUCAAACCUGUAAAUCAAAGAUGAAAGAUUUCACUCAAAUAGAAUUAUAUAAUUCUCUUUUGUUAUGCAGUCAGACUAUCUUUCAUGCAUUUGGGUUUGUUUACGAUUAGCAUUUUAAUUUUAAAGACUUUUAUUACUUAUGCAAAAGCUCUUUGCUACAAGUUAGAAAUCUGAGGCAUGCUUUGAAAAGGAAAAUCUAAAAAAGGAAUGUCAUUUCCUAUAAGGUGAAGUAAACUUUUAUUCUGAAAUGUAUGUAUGCCCCUCAGAAAGUGAAAUAAAAUUCUACCCCCCAUUUACAAGCCAAAAUCAUGCUCAUUUCAGUAAUGCAAAGAGUCCCAGCAGGCUAAAUUAACUCCUGGUGUAAACCACCUUGCUUGACUUUGAGCCCUUCUGAAGAGGUUGCUCACAUGACUAAGGCAAUCAGGAGUUCAUCCUGAAUUUUCAGCAGACUUGUGAUGGCAAUCUUGGUUGCUAUUUACUGUAAUUUUCUUGUGGUCAUCAAAGAAGUUUCCCUUCAAGGAAACCAAGGACUAUAGUUGAUGAGUUGGGUAAUUUGUGGAGCUUUUCACAUUUUUAAAAAAUGGCUGAAAAAUUUUAAUUCAGUGGAUAGUAAGAAAAUUUUGAAUCUUAGCUUGCAUGAAAUUGGAUAUGAAUUGCAGCCUGAAACGUAAGUUACAAACUUUACCAAUUGAAGUCUAUAUUCUGGGGUGGAAAUCAGCUAAAGCUGUCCUUUGUAGCUGGAAAUGCUUUUAAAAUGCCAGAAUAAUUUGCAUUAAACCACAUUAUAAACUCACACUCAUGCAUUUGUAUAGGCAUACUCCCAGACAGAUAUCUUAGACAGUCUGUUGGUUAGGGUUCGGAUCAUUGGGAUAAGCAAAUGUGCAAAUAAACUGUGCACAGAUUGUGUCCAGAACUUUGUUCUCACUGAAGUCAAUAGCAAAAUCCUCUUUGAUUUAAAUGGGAGAUGAAUCAGACCCUGCUUUCUUUUUUUUUGUUUUUUUUUUCCUUUAAGUCCAGAACACCAUUACUUUUUGAUUAUGUCAUUACGAGGCACUGUACGGCCCUCUGGGAAACGGUCGAGGCUUAUGGUGAAUAUCAACACUUCCUUCAAAGCAGAUCAGGGCUUUCUGAGAGGGCAGUUUCACUUGCUGCUGUUUUCUUCUCACAGUAUUUUUUAUUACAAUCAAUAGCUCCCCAUGGAUUACAGUAAAAAUAUCUCCCAGCAAUUUCAGACAUACUUCUAGGGAAAUAUUCACAUAGACUCUCUUAAAAAUGCCCAGUUUUAGCUGGAUUCAACAACAAAUUCCAAGAAUUUCAGAAAGAUUCACAAAUUACAUGUUCCCCUGUUUCUAAUGUUCAUAGGCUUAGCAGCUGUUUCUAAAGAGACGUCACAGUCUCCUGUCUCCCAUGGACCUUAGCUAAGCACUAAGGAGAUUGAUACCUCUGAAAAUGAAGUCCCAGAUAUUUCAGGGUGGCUGCCAGUACUUCUACAUCUGAUCUUAAAUUACUUCCAAAAAUGAGCUGAAAUGGAUAAACAAGAGGGGAAUAAAUGGUAGUUUCUCUGAGUGAUCCCACAGAGAAGGUGAAGCUGAGGAGGUGGCAGAGAGACCUGGGAGCCAGGGUGACCCUCUGCCUGGUGCUGCUGGCAUGGGGAUGGCAGCUGGGCAGGAGGAGAUCCCAAAGCACCGCCACCCCCACGAUGCCAUUGCAAUUAGUAGCAAAUCCUUGCCUUGCAGGAGAAGCAUGCAGGGAUUUGACUCUGCCUCUGGAUCAAGGUGUCUCUAAGCCAUCAGCCUCCAGAAUGAGAGAUGUCUUGCCAGCAAGUACCACUAAAAUGCUUGCUUCAGCUCAUAUUCUUCCCUAACGUUAAGGACUACAUAUUGAGCUCAGUGGGGCUUUUCUUGUGUUAUUGUAUUUUUCUUGUAUUCUUAGGUCCUUAGACUGAAAACUAAAAAAGAGAAACCAAAAACUAAAAAACUAAAAAACAAAAAAGUUAUAUUACUCAGGACAUAUAUAUUUUUUUAAAAAAUAUUAUUUUCAUCCAGCUUAAUGCUUUUACCUGUGCUGGAGUUGGAACAAUGAUGAACAGUAAAAUUUAAAACUGCUAAAACGUAAGAGUGUCUUGCACUUCAUUUUUUGGAGUUUGUUUGCAGGAAUUCUGUAUCUGCUCAUUUGGCUUUAAUAUAAUCUGCAGCAAUGAAGUUCUUGAUUAUACUAUACUUCUUCAGGCAGAAUUCCUAGUGGGUAAUCAGAGUUCAUGGGAAUUUUGCCAGUGUAAAGAUGACAGAAUUAGUCCCUUUUUUAAUUAUGUACCUUCCUAAUUUUAGUUUCAGUGAAAAUGAAGUAACUAAUUCCAGGCAAGAGAAUCUGAGGAAAAGAAAAUCAUUAAGCUAUCUUAAAUAAACAUCAUAAAAGAAAAAGAAAAUAUAAACAGCUGUUAUGCAAAUAAAGGUGGUUGUUUCUUUACUUUGCAAAAUUUAACAGCAUGCUGCCAGCUGAAUGAAAGUGGCAAAAUUAAUCCCUCUCUGGAGUAUAUGGUAUUUGAGUUGGUGUCUUAUCUAAGUGUAACCUCCCUAAAAAGCCGAGAGACAUAACUGGAGAUGAAAUAUUAGAAAGGUUUUGCUGCAGCCAACACCAGAGGUCCUGUAGAGCACAAGAAUGUGGAGACUGACUAAUUUGUGUAGACAGACAGCAGGACACUUUCAGGGCAAUGUGUCUGGGAUGAAGAAUUAGAGGGAACUUUUCCAAAGGCACGAAUGGCUGGGAGACAACUAACUUCUAUCAGCUUGCAGGGGAAACGAGGUGCCCAGCGAGCAUUUAUUCUUUGGGAAAUGACCCUUCUGCCCCACAAGCACACACACAUCCAUGCAGCCAUGAACCUUGCUGUACAAUUGUUUUUGUCCUAAGCAGCAGCAGCAGCCAGGUGUGCUGCCCUGCCAUAUGUGCUGUGCAUUUGCCUAAGAAACUACCAGCCCCCGACAGACACUUCAUAACAUGACUGAUAGGGCACAUUUUUAUAUUUUAUUUUUUUUAAAAUUUUAAUAGUGGCCUUUCCAGAAGUGUAGCAUUGCACUGUUGUUCUAUUUUAAAAGGUCACAACAGAGCUUUGUGAACCAUUGUACUUUUUUUUUUUUUUUACAGACUCCAUAUGGAAGUAAACCAGAACAUAUACAUGGAGGGUAGUGGGGGGGACCUGCUGAGAAAGAAUUUAUCUUAAAUCACCUUUCAGCUACCUGAUUUUUAUCCUGGAUUUUGAGGAGUUUUGAUUCUUAAGCUUUUAUUUUGUAAUGUCACUUGCUUUGGUUUUUUACCUAUCAUUAAAUUCACCCUUGUAACAUAGAAAAGCACCACAAAAAUGUGUCUUUUCUGAAAGAUGCCCCUGUCCUUGGUGUGGGAAUGAGAAUAGCUUAUCUUUGUCACUUCUAGCAGCAAUUAAAUGCUUCAUUUUUGUGACAGAUCCAAACUGAAGUGGUAUUUUAUGAGUAUGAUUUAGCUGGCUGUCUGCUGAUUGUUAAAAAAAGAAAUUGUGAAACUCACAUUCCUCUCUAACCUCAAAAGGGACCCAUUUUGAUUUUAACAAUGUAAUAUUUUCACUUGAUCCAAAAGGUUUUUGUCCCAUGACAUCUCGUUACUAGCUUAGUUUUAGUAUCUAGCAAAUAACACACCACAGAGAGUGAAGACCAGAAAGGACAUUCCAGCAACUCCUAAUUGUAUCUCUCCUGCACAAUCAUUCAUCCUGCUCUAGUGCCAUGCUCUGUGGUUCAGCAUGUUAGAAGAGUUUAUAGCAAAAUAUAAAUUAUACUGCACCAUCAAGGUUUGAAUGCUAAUUAGUACACUGUGAGUUGUGCUGUAAUUUCUAAGGGAGACAUGCUCCUGUGUGAAAGGUCUAAAUGCAAUGAACACAUGAAACCAGUGGCACUGGUACUGUGCAGUGAGAGUGAUUCUGUGCUGAGAUCUCCACACAUAAUCCUCUUCCCAAUGGCAGGCCUGCAUAGCCAGAGGCACAUUGGCAAUGGCAGAGCAGUAGGGUGCCCUGAUUCAAAGAGCACUGAAAUCCCUUCUCUGACAGGCUUUGGGUAAAAUCCGGAAGGCAGCUGGAGAAGAAACCUUAACUUUGUGCUCAGCCACACACAGACUUUCAAAAAGGGCAGAUACAGAUCUGAACUUGGCCACACAUCCCUAUUUCUAAUACAAAUUGCCAUUUCUGCUUCUAGAAACGUCUGUCUGAAAGAGCAUUGACACCAGUGGAGAUAUUCUAUUGACUUCAGUGGGCUUCAGGAGGAUGGAUACAUAAUGUGUUAUGGGAACAUGUUAAUAUUUAUGUCUUUUACUUGCUUAAUUUACUGCUAUUUGAAAUUACUCGAUUGGCUUAAUAUUCCAUGAUGCAGUAGGAAAGCAUAAAGCAAUACCUGGAGAAGUCAUGCCUAAAGCUUUCAAAGCAAAUUCAUUGCCAUGGGUUUUUACAACACUGACUUUUUGGUCUAGAGAUGCACAGCUGAAAUGUCUAUUUUUUUUCUUGAGAAAUUGACGUUGCUAUCUGUUUCUAUGAUAAAAAGUGGUCUGUUUGCUCAGAGUACUAAAAGUUUAUCCGUAAUUUGUCUUCCCAGGCACAUCAGUUUCUAAGGGUUAAAGCAUCAGUAGGCAGAAUUUUUAAAGGUCAAUAGUAAUAUUUCCAUAAGAGUAAAAGGUACCUGUGGAUUAUUCUUAUUAUACCUGAUACAUUUUUGUAUCUGAAAGCAUCCAAUGAGUAAUGUUGAGUAAUAUUGUGCUCCAAAACUUUGUUGAUUAUAGAUAUUUGAGCAUUGGGUUGGCGUGAAAUGUUCUUUAACUAAGCUGUUACAAUCUCUUUUGUUUUGUGUUUUGUAUAAUUCUUUGGCUAUAGUCUUGUCCUAGUGUUAAUAAAAGUUAUUUGAAGUAA